Clonostachys solani is the source of this 420-nucleotide messenger RNA. NCBI's taxonomy places the organism in Eukaryota, Fungi, Ascomycota, Sordariomycetes, Hypocreales, Bionectriaceae. The record is from the annotation of a GenBank genome assembly.
AUGAUAGGACUAGCACGAGAAAUAAACGGUUACGUUGAGCCCUGGGUGUCUCGCCCGGUGACACAGCCGAAAUCAAAAGUAGGUAAUCCUGCCAACUUCAUCUCGGGGGGCUUGAAUCCUCAUAUUCCCUGGUAUCUUCCACCCAGCCCAAUCUUAAGUAACUCAGCAUGGCCCCAAAGGAGAGCUUUAAGGGCGAUUCCAGGCAUCUCACCCCAGGUUCUUUGCCAGGGUAGACGGUUGGGCAAAAGAAUCGCACCUAAGCAAACCACCGAUGAUAACGUUGUCGUCUGGAUCGGCACUGAAAAGUGCAUUGAGACCAACAAGAUCACAUCAUCUGCUCUUCAUGAGCGCUGGCUCCGCCUGCGCCUGACCAUCAAAGGCAAGGAACUUCAUAUCCAUCUGUCCUACAUUGCCGCUUGA